AUGUCGCAGUCCCGCAAGACGCUGGGCUCCGGACAGUUCGAUGCACGCAGAAACCAAACCCCGUCGCCGGGCGCCGACGGCGAGGCUCCCCGGCCCAACGGCAAGCCCGUCAACCGGAGGAUUUCCGAGUCCCAGACGCCGGCGGCAGCAAGGAGGACGCCAUUACGCACGCGCUCGGAGGAGAGACGGCCGCGACCACAGCGCAAGGCCAGCGUAGGCAGUCCCAACGGCUCAACUACUAGCGGCUCCAGCCGCGGGAAGCGGUUUAGCAUUGGCGAAUCCGACGACGAGGAUGACUCGGAACACGAAUCCGACUCGGACGACUAUCGCCGCUCCUCCCGCUCCCGCUUUCGCUCCAGCCCGGACCAGAGCUCCGUCAACGAACCCUUCAGCUCCUCGGGUCCCAGCCGCAGCUCCAGCCGUGCGGUGAGGCAGCAGCCCACCACUUGCCGAGACCCCAGCAGGGGCCGCAAGUCGAACAGGAGUCGCAGCAGGGCCGCCAGCAAGGCCACUACAACAGACCGCCGGCCUGCCCACAAUGGCCCCAGCCCCAGAGGCACGGCCCGGAGCACGUCGGUGCCCGCUCGGAACGGCCUGCUCAGGCGGACCAUGAGCAGCCACCGCCGCGAGAGCAACGUGGGCCAGGACGAUGGCAGGCCGAACCUGAAGCGGGCCACGAGCCACCACAACCUCGAGAGCCACUCGCGCGACCUCUUGCAGUCGGGCCAGGAACGCCCGCCGCCGCCGCUGUUGCCCGCGGUGAUCCCCGAGCCAGAGUCUGCCCGCCCGCGUCGGGGCCAAUACCCGUUCGAGAGCUUCAUGGGGGAGGACCCGACGCUGGAGACCAAGGCUUCCGAGGUUGUGCGGUCGCGGUCGCAGUCGCGGGGCAGGCCAAUGGCAAGAGUGGCCGCCGCCGCCAGUGCUGCAGCCGCCUUCGCGGCUACCAUCCCACCACCCCCGCCCGUGCCGGCCAGGGCCACUGCCAUGUACCCGGCCGCCAGCUUCAUCGGCGAGGGCGCCUUUAGGGGCGCCUCGGUGUCGGCUCCCACCUCGACCAACUCGUCCCCCAUUGAGGGGCCGUCGAAGCCGCCACCGCCGAAGCGGUCGGCGUCCACCCCGCCGGGGAGGCUGAGAUGGGCAGGGACGGCGCCCGUGGGCAUUCCCAUCACAGCCAUCCAGGGCCACAAGAUUGUCCCUGUGGCAGCACGGUCGGCGUCUUCGGCAUCCACUACACGCUCGGCUAAUAGCAAGCGGUCGGCGUCCACACCCCCGGGGCCAAUGGACGCACCCAACCGUCGACCCAGCAUCAUGCAGGGCCUCCCCCAAGCGCCCCAACCUCCCGCGCGCCGUCCCAGCAUGUAUCCUUUCGAGAGCUACGUUGGCGAGGACCCGACGGCCGAGAUGAUGGCGAGCGCUCGCUCCAAGUCAAUCCGGGUGCCAACCUCGAGCAAGAAGUUUGCCACAGGACCCUUUGCCCCUGGUGCUGCUGCUUCUGUUGUCGAUGCCGCUCCUGCCACCGCCUCGACGCCUCGUCAGCCUCGCACGACACUGUAUCCAGCCAGCAGCUUGGUAGGCGAGGAUGGCGUGAUCAAGGCCGCCAGUGGUGCGGAUAAGCGGUCCACAACCGCCGCCGCCAUGCCAAAGCCAAGAGUGCUGCCUGCUGCUGGCUCCGCACCCAAGGACACCAUCGUCAGUAAGGCCGCUCUUGCUGUCAUUAUGGGCGGUGGUGACAUUGUGGCCUCGCCUACGGAAAUUAGGACCAUGCAUGUUGGCGCCCCACGGCUUUCACUGCAGGCCCUGCCUUCGGCUAUCAGACUGGACGAAAAAAGGGGUUUCGGCGAUUUGGCCGACGACGAGGAUGGCAAGACUACAAAUAAGCCUGCCGUCCCGGCUGCGACUGCGGUUGGCGUUGCCAUCUCGGAUGACGAUGUGCUUAGCCAAGUAGACGCAACCAAGGGACAGCCCGCACGACCCGUUCGCCGCAACACAGACGCCGCCUCUCCGGUCGAGAGCGCUUCCGCCACGCCUUUUGCCGACACGGCCGCUCCCAACGAGUUUGUCGAUCUCGAAAAGGCCCUGCCGGUCCCGCAGUCCUCCGCCAGGAGCUACGACGGCAACAGCAUCCAAAAGGCCCCGGGCGCAGCAGCGGCACCCCCCGCGCUCAGGUCCGGCGAGAUGUCGUGGUUCUACAACCCGGGUCUGGGCACAAAGGGCCCACGGGCGUGGAAGAAGCGCACAUGGGGCCUGCUGGCCGGGGUGGUAGUCCUCAUCGUCGUCAUCGCCGUCGCCGUCCCCAUGUUGCAGCAGCAGGCGGAGCUCGAGAGGCGCGCGUGGUUCAACACGUACCCGGACUACGCCAGGCUAAACUACAGCCUGAGUGACAACUGUGAGCAGCGGCAGCAGCAGCAGCAGCUGGCCUGCACUUCCUAG
Molecule: messenger RNA, 2430 nt
Organism: Gaeumannomyces tritici R3-111a-1
Lineage: Eukaryota; Fungi; Ascomycota; Sordariomycetes; Magnaporthales; Magnaporthaceae
Exons: 1
Coding region: 1-2430 (809 amino acids)
Source: RefSeq, a predicted model, not a curated record